GCCGUCAUAAUUUAAAAGUCAAACUACGCCUACUAUAUAUUCGCUACUAGUACGAUUCUCAAUCCCCGCGUUGAGAGACAAGUUGCUUUUCCUGUUUGUUUCCUGGGAAAAUACUUCUCUCGCUCUCUCGUACCCUUUCGUUCUUGUGCUAACAAAUCCGAUGGCUCGUACGAAGCAAACCGCUCGUAAAUCGACCGGAGGCAAGGCGCCGAGGAAGCAGCUUGCCACCAAGGCUGCUCGCAAGUCUGCUCCGACAACUGGUGGAGUGAAGAAGCCUCACAGAUACAGACCUGGAACCGUCGCUCUGCGUGAAAUUCGCAAGUACCAAAAGAGUACUGAACUCCUGAUCAGGAAACUUCCGUUUCAGAGGCUUGUUCGUGAGAUUGCGCAAGAUUUCAAGACUGACCUGAGGUUCCAGAGCCAUGCAGUCUUGGCAUUGCAGGAGGCAGCGGAGGCAUACCUUGUUGGGUUGUUUGAAGAUACCAAUCUCUGCGCAAUUCAUGCAAAGCGUGUCACUAUAAUGCCUAAAGACAUUCAGCUUGCAAGGAGAAUUAGAGGGGAGAGGGCUUAAGCUUGUAGGUGGUGAGGCUAUGUGAGGCAAAGUUAAUUGUUCUUAGUGAUGCUAAGGGUAACCUUUUUAGCAGUGUUUUCUUUGUUAAAACCAUAUAGUUAUGUUGUCAUUCCCUGUGGAAACUAAAAGUUUGGUGCAAUGGAUUGGAUUAUGUACAUAGGUUUAUAUGCCUUGAUACAGUCUUUUGCUUUUUUGGUGCUAA
Messenger RNA from Diospyros lotus (date-plum), 773 nucleotides. RefSeq names its product histone H3.3. The transcript has 5 exons. The record is from RefSeq and is a predicted model, not a curated record. Gene Ontology annotation, molecular function: DNA binding; protein heterodimerization activity; structural constituent of chromatin. The coding region runs from base 161 to 571 and encodes 136 amino acids. Gene Ontology annotation, cellular component: nucleosome. Lineage: Eukaryota; Viridiplantae; Streptophyta; Magnoliopsida; Ericales; Ebenaceae.